This is a messenger RNA of Cylas formicarius (sweet potato weevil), 1110 nucleotides long. RefSeq lists its product as uncharacterized. Lineage: Eukaryota; Metazoa; Arthropoda; Insecta; Coleoptera; Brentidae. The record is from RefSeq and is a predicted model, not a curated record. The transcript has 5 exons. Bases 51 to 1052 code for a protein of 333 amino acids.
GGACAGGAUUAACAUUGUAUUCGAUCUGAGCUUUCGAAGACUUCAUCGAGAUGGUUUUCAAAUCAAUGUGCCUUGCCGCCAUAAUAGGCUUUGUCCUGAACGUCUCCAGCACUUCGGCCAAAGUCUAUUCUAACUGCGAAUUCGCCAGAACUAUGCUCGAAAAGGGAGUGCCCAGGGAUCAAUUGGCCACUUGGACUUGUAUAGCUUACCACGAAUCCAGAUUCAACACCAAAGCGAUCAACGGUAACACCGGGGACUAUGGAAUACUCCAAAUAAGCCAUUUGUACUGGUGCUCUGACAGCGACACACCUGGAAAAGGAUGCGGUAUCACCUGCAAAUCCCUUUUGGACGACGAUAUUUCUAAUGAUAUCGCUUGCGCCAGACAAGUGUUCGAUGAAACUCAAAGAUUCAAGAAGACUGGUUUUGAAGCAUGGACUGUAUACUCCGCGAACUGCCAAGGAGACCAGAACAAGUGGCUUGAUGGUUGCGGUGUGAACGACAGAUACGAACGCCACGUGGCACAGACACGCUCCCUAGCUGGAAGUAAUGUGAACAACAGUUCCCAGCUAGGUGGUGAAGACGAAGGGUUUGCUGGGUUUAGCCGAACCAUGUUUCGCUCGUCCAUUUAUUUAUUGGCGAUAGUGUAUCUACUACAUGUCGGUACAACAAGUGCAAAAACUUAUACCAAUUGCGAAUUCGCCAAGACGAUGUUGAACAACGGUAUUCCCAAAGAUCAGCUGGGGACUUGGACUUGUAUAGCUUCUCACGAGUCCAAUUUUAACACCGACUCUAUCAACCACGACACCGGGGACUAUGGCAUCUUGCAAAUCAGUCACCUCUAUUGGUGCUCGGACACUGACACACCUGGAAAAGGUUGUGGUAUCACUUGUAAAUCGCUCCUAAGCGACGACAUAACGGAAGACAUCACUUGUGCUAAAAAAGUUUUCGAAGAGACCGUACGUUUGAAGAAAAAUGGCUUUUUGGCAUGGACCACGUACGAAAAAUAUUGCACGGGUGACCAAAGCAAAGCUAUCGAUGGAUGCGGAUUGUAACUUUUACAACCAGAUUUCUUGUAUUUUAUUGGAGCUAAAAUAUAGAGUUUUUAAUCGA